AUGUCGCGGUUUUACUGGCAGGAGAGGUGUCGCUCCCGCCGGGAGCCCUGGCGCCCUGCGGGGCUGGGGGUUGGCAUGCGGAGGCCGGGUCUGCGCUCCACAGUCAGCCCAGGGGCAGUGCCCGUGGUGAAGCCCGCCGUGCUACCUGGAACCAAAGCCCUCUCUGCCGUCUCGGCUCAGGCCGCCGCUGCGCAGAAGAACAAACUCAAGGAGCCCGGGGGAGGCUCGUUUCGGGAUGACGAUGACAUCAACGAUGUGGCCUCGAUGGCGGGAGUCAACCUGUCGGAAGAAAGCGCACGAAUAUUAGCCACGAACUCUGAGUUAGUGGGCACCCUGACGCGGUCCUGUAAGGACGAAACCUUCCUCCUACCAGCGCCUUUGCAGAGAAGAAUCUUAGAGAUCGGUAAGAGACACGGCAUCACGGAGCUGCACCCCGACGUCGUGAGUUACGUGUCGCACGCCACGCAGCAGAGGCUCCAGAGUCUCGUAGAGAAAAUCUCAGAGACGGCCCAGCAGAAGAACUUCUCGUACAAGGACGACGACAGGUACGAGCAGGCGAGUGACGUCCGGGCUCAGCUCAAGUUUUUCGAGCAGCUCGAUCAGAUCGAAAAGCAGAGGAAAGACGAGCAGGAGCGAGAGAUCCUCAUGCGAGCGGCCAAGUCUCGAUCCAGACAAGAAGAUCCAGAACAACUAAGGUUGAAACAGAAGGCGAAAGAGAUGCAGCAGCAGGAGCUGGCGCAGAUGCGGCAGCGGGACGCCAACCUCACCGCGCUGGCCGCCAUCGGGCCCCGGAAGAAGCGGAAGGUGGACUCUCCGGGACCGGGGUCGGGGACGGAGGUACGGGCGCGGGGGCGGCGGGGGCCUCGGGGGCGGCUCGGCUCCGCCUGCUCCGAGGGAGCCUGGCAGCCGAGGGGAAGGCGUCACUGCUGA
Molecule: messenger RNA, 930 nt
Organism: Suricata suricatta (meerkat)
Lineage: Eukaryota; Metazoa; Chordata; Mammalia; Carnivora; Herpestidae
Product: transcription initiation factor TFIID subunit 4-like
Exons: 8
Coding region: 1-930 (309 amino acids)
Biological process (GO): transcription initiation at RNA polymerase II promoter
Cellular component (GO): transcription factor TFIID complex
Molecular function (GO): protein heterodimerization activity; DNA binding; RNA polymerase II general transcription initiation factor activity
Source: RefSeq, a predicted model, not a curated record